CAACUCAUACAAGAGGGACCUCUGCGUGUGGGGGUGGGUGACAGGCUGGGUGACGAUGGACGGGUGACGAUGGAUGGGUGACGUUGGGUGGGUGACGGACUGGGUGAUGGUGGAUGGAUGGUCUUCAAGGCCUCGUGGCGUGGGAGUCAGGUGGCGCUGAAGCUGAUGGUGGCUCCCGACCUGGACCAGCUGCGCCUGACCACACGCGAGGCGCUGCUGUCGCGCACGCUGUCGCACCCGCACCUGGUGCAGACGUACGCCAUCACGCUGACGCAGCUGUCGGCGGCAGACCUGGAUCCAGAAACAUACGCGCCACGCAGGCCGGCGCCGGUCGCGGUUGCGGCCGGUGCGCCGCCACUGGCUGCUAGUGCGGCGGAUCAUCAGGGUCAGGCAACGUGUGUGGCAGCUGCGUCACUACUGGCGGCUGGCGGUGGGGUGGCAGUCGACCUCCUGUGCGACCAGGGUGAGAACACCAGCAGUCAGAACCUUAGUGCCCUGAUCGCCACCGCCCUGCAGUCCCUGGUCGCGGUCACAGAGGAGUGCGUCUUGCCGCCGCCGCACCCGGAAACCAGCGGGCCCCUCAGCCGCAGCAGCAGCCUGCCGGUGCACCGGAGCAGACAAUCGGCCCUGUCCCUGCAGCAGGCAAGCCACACGCCCGUUGCUCGUAGCGGCGGCACCGCCGCCGCCGCACGCCGCAGAUCUCAUGGGAACUUAAGUCACGCCUCUGCCGCCGGCAGCGGUGGCGGCGGCGGUAGCACUAGCACUGCUGCUGGGCCACAGCAGGCAGCUGCCGCAGUAGCACAUAAGACGACAGCGGAACUGCCUACUGCCAGCAGUGCUUGUGCUGAGCAGGCCGCCGUUGCAGGCAGCAAGCGCGGGCUGCUGCUGCCCACAGGGUAUGGAGCCGUGGUGUCACCGCAACUCACAGCAGCGGCACUGCUGGGCGGCGGGCCGCGGCGCACCCAGCUGCAGCGGUGCGAUGUGUCUCUCUCGAGCUUUGCCUUGCCGCUUGAGACCCCUGCUGCCGUCGCUGUACUUGCCGGAGACAGCCCAGUCACGCCACGGGACCUUGGCGCCGUGUUCGAGAGCGGCAUACGCGCCGCCGCCACAGCUGCCGACAUGUUUGACAGCAGCAGGCGGUCCGGCGGCGGCGGCGGGUCUGUGGGCGGCGUGGCAGCAGGGCAGCAGCGAUGUGCCCUGCUGGCAGUCCUACAGCAGCAGCAGCAGGCACAGCAGCUGCAGCAGCUGCAGGAGGCUCCAUCGCCACUACUGGCGGAUGAGCGCGAGAGGGCGGUGUCGCUGCUGCCCAGGAGCCACAGCUUGGACGGGGCGGCGGCGGCGGCAGACACGCAGGCCGCCGCUCAUCGCCACCCCGGGCACCCGUCCUCCGCUCACCGCGGCCCGCACAACGAGGCGGCGGCGCAGCAGCUGCAACCGGGCCGAGGCGGCCAGGGCCCCCAGCAGCAGGUGCACCGCGGCGGCUCCGGCCGGCUGAUGUCCUCACUAACGUCGGCGCCGCUGAGGAGUGCGGCGGCGGCGGCAGACGAGGCGCACCGCAACGCGCUGCUGAGCCUGCUGCGAGAGCUGCGGCUGCUGGGCGCGGCGCCGGGCCACUUCCUCACGUGUGUGAUCAUGGAGUACUGCGAGCGCGGCAACCUGCUGCAGCUCAUUCAGGAGCAGGCGGCGGCGGCGGUGGCGGCGGUGGCGGCGGCGGCGCAGCUGCCGCCGCCAGAGCUAGCAUCCAUGUCAGCAGCAGGAGCAGCAGGCGUAGCAGGCACCGGGACUUUCGUGGGCGUCACAUCGGCUCCCACGGGGGCCUCGCGCAUGCUGUUCUUGACCAGUGGUGGCCGCGGCAGCCGCCACCGCCGGUCACUGCUGCCCCAGGUUGCCAGCCUUAGCUGCAACACCAGUGCGCCUGUGACCGGUAACGCGGCUCGGUCGGGGGCGUGGGCCUCGGUGGCAGGUGCAGUGAGUGGUCCGUCCUUGCGAAUGACGGUGGCGGCGGCGGCAGGACUAAACGCAACGUGCGGGAUGGGUUCGGCCGCCGCCGGGGAGUACGCGGGCUCGCAGCAAGGGGCGCAAUGCGUGACGAGCAACUCAUUUGGGCGGACAACGACUGAGACGCUCCUGAUGAGCGCCCGCGGCAGCCGGGAGGGGAACCCAGCCACCCGGCAGUCGGCGAGUGUCGCUGCCGCGGGGCUAGACAGUUUGACAAGCGUUUGGGAGCUCUCAGGCAGUAGCCUUCGCACCGCCACAGUAGCGCAUCCGCACCAGCACCAGCACCAGCCCAGCCUGAUGCAGCAGCAGCUGGGGCCAAUGCAGCAGGCUGCAGCAGCAGGGGCGGCUGCGGGCGGCUGGCGCCAUCGCCACCCUAGUGCUGAGGUCAGCAGCCGCAGCCUUGUGUUGCUCCGUACCGCGCUGGAGAUUGCCCAGGCAAUGUCCUACCUGCACUCGCUGGACCUGGUGCAUGGGGACCUCAAGCCGGCAAAUGUGCUGCUGCGCGCUGCGCCCGCGGAGGACGACGACGACGGCGUCACAUGUGCCGCUGCGAGCUUGGACCCUCCGCCGCCAACGCCAGCCGCAUCCAUGGCGUCCAGCAGCCACACGGCGUAUGUCGGCACCGCCGUCAUGUCGGCACCGGCUGCGGGUGGCGCUGCGGUUGACCGCCUGAUGCCCUCGCCGCCGGCCGUGCGUGGUGGGAUGCGGCCGCCGGCGGCGAGUGUGGACAACGUCAGUGCACACGACGGCCCUUUCAGCAGCCAGCGGGGCGGCGGCGGGCACUUCUGGGGAUCUGAUGCCGGCGGGCUCCAACCGCUGAAAUUGCCGCAGCCGGAGCGACGGAGGCGGUACAUCUGCAAGUUGGCUGACUUCGGGCUCACCAAUUGCGUGGCUGCCACGGAGCAGCAGCAGAGGCUCCAGACACCAGCAGGCGUGGCGGGACCUGCAGGCACCCAUACGGCUGGGCCCAGUGGGGGCGGUGGCGGCGGCGGUUUGGCGGACUGCGGCGCGGUGCCGUACCUUGCGCCCGAGAUCGUCGUGCAGGGCACUGGAGGCAAGCCCGCCGACGUGUACAGCUACGGCGCCCUGCUGUGGCACAUGUGCUCGGGCGUGCCGCCGCACUCGCAGCUGCACCCCGCCCAGAUCCUGGUGGGGCUGGCGGGCGGGGAGCUGCAGCUGGAGUGGCCGGCAGACGCGGAGCCCACGCUGCGCAAGAUCGGCGCCGCCUGCCUGCAGCACGACCCCGCGGCGCGGCCGUCGUUCGACCGCAUCGUGCGCGCGCUCAUCAAAGCGGUGGAGAAAACGGUAGCUCGCAGCCGCAGCCGGCCCUUCGCAACGCCUGCUGGCGCAACAGCAGCAGCGGCAGCAGCCAGCAACCUGCCAUCGGCUGCGCAUCCAGCCAAGACAGCCAUGCCGCUGUCUGGCAGAAUCGCGCAGUCGCAGGCGGCACUGCCGUCACAAACAAAUGAGUGGCAGGAGGUCAGUAUGUUGCGGCCGCGGCCGCAAUCGCAGCGGGCCUUUACCCCGCAGGCCCUGGCGCAGGCGUUAUCCUUCCGGGCGUCGGUGGACAGCCGACUGGACAGCCGGCUGGCGACUGGCGGCGACGACAGUGUCCCAGCCGCCAGCGCGGGGCCCGCAACCUUGUCGGCUGUAGCGGCGGCCAGCAGGGUGGCGGCGGCGGCGGCGGCUGGUGCGGCACCACCGCCACGCGACAGCGGCCUAGGGCAGCGCGCAGCAGGCAGCUUCGCUCCGUCUCCGGCGCCGCAUCGAGGCUUGGUGCCAGCGAUGUACCGGCAGUGGAUUCCGCCCGAGGCCUUUCUCAUCAGCACAGGCGGCCGCGACAGCUCAAAGGAUCACGAUGAUGUGGGCGCCGGCCUCUCCAGUAGCAGUGCUGCGCUUGCGCUGUUGCUGCAAAGCGGGCGCUACACGAUUGUCGGUGCUGGGGGCGGCGGCGGCAUCGCUGGCGGGAGCUUUGAAGCUGGCAGCUUGAGCUCAGCCGCGGCCGCAGCGAUUAGCAGCGAACGUGAGCAGCCGCCGGGAGGUCUUUCGCCUAAUCCGGGGAUGCAAUACAGCUUGGGCAUACGCCCCGUGCGACUGACAGCCUCCGGGGAUGACGGAACGGAGAUGCUCACUGGCUGUGGUGACGGGAUUUGAUCGGGGUUGGAUCAAAGGGUGCAGGCGGACCAGUGCAUGAGCGCACUAAGUGUAACGCCAGCUUUGCAUCGCUUUGCAUUGCAGGAUGCAGGCAUAGGUGAUGGGUUGCUGUAUCGCGCUGGCUGUGGCCGCGCAAUACGUAUGAUAUGUAUCUGAGGCACCUGAGGCAAUUUACGUUUUAUGCUCCAUGCCUUAUGACCUGGAAAGUAAGAGUCCACAAUGACUUGAGAGCCCAAGUACGUGAUGAUUCUCCGCACCGCAUUGUUGGGCAUGGGCGGGGGCAUUAUUACUGGCUGGCUGGCGAGUGCACGUAUUUAGUCAUCAUUGAGCAGCUGCUAAUGAGGAUCCGUGUUUGUUGGGGCUUAAGAUGCGACUCACAUCUGGGGCGGAGCCGAGCACGCCCCGCGGUCCCUCCCCCGAUCCAGAACCCCACACAGGCAUGGUUGAUACGAAAUAAGCAGCAUGCCGUGGUAGGCUACUUGCACGUGGGCGCUGCAGUCUAUGCAUCGUGCGCAAUGCUGCCCAAUUGCGCGUUACGUGUCGCAGGGAAUGAAUGGUGUCGAGAUAGAGGGUGCAUUGCAGGGUUGGCGUCAGCGCUCGUAUCUUCCUUCGUUCGGAACGAAAUUUGCCCAAAAAGGCCUCUGGCGGACGAAAUGUUUUUGAUCUUGACUUGGAAUUUCGGCCAAAACGCACGGGAUCUUGGGGGGUCUUUCGGCAAACAGACGAAGACAUUUUUGGGAUUUCGGCCACUUUUGGCCAAGGACAGGGGGUUCCAGCGGCUACUCCACGGCCGAAACCUGUGUGGCAUAUGGUAAGAAGGCUCAAAGGGCUGUAUCUAUGGGUGUUGACGGCGGGAGACAGGGGUUCCCCUGGCGGGAGAGUGAGGUUGGGUCGGCAGGAAGCAGGGCAGGAGUGGGCUGUGUCGUGUCGGUGUGUGACAUCGUGCGGGUCGGGGGCGGAGCCCCCGGAAAAAUUUUGGGGGUGAACGAAGCGGCGGCAGCCUGUUUCGUCAACUAAACGAAGCCAUUUUAAGGAAUUCGGCCACUGACGCCGCCCCUGCCUUCGUAAGAUACGAGCGCUGGUUGGCGUGCGGCUGAGCUGCAAGCCCGUCUGGCUUAACUGCUGCACAGUUACAUGCGAAGUAUUUGUGUCCAAGUAUGUUGCAGUUACAUGCUUUCGUGUUUAAGUAUGUGUGUCGAAGUAUAUUUCCUUGGACUUUCGACAUGGCAUGGCACCCGCGCACCAGACACUUGCCCGGGCUUGCCCACCCGGGCAUGUCGUUUUGGGAGGCGUUAAGAUGUCGAAUGUACGUCCAAAGCGGCCGGUGGACCGGGCGCGCCUCUGGAUGAGGGUUUUAAUGUAGCAUUUGGGAGGCACUUUCAAGCAUGCAUUAGCCAUUGUAAGUAGCGCCCCCGCCAGCGGUCAGUCGAGCGCUGACUGUCAGGCAGGGGUGCCUGGCAACCCUGCUGUCAGGCGUGCUGACCAGUUUGGCGGGGGGCUCUGAUAGUGGGGCGUCCUUGGCGUGCUGCCCGCACGACGCCGUACCUUGUGUGUACGGAUGGAGCGCAUGCACCAAUGAAAAGGGCGCUUGCGGGCAGUCUUAUUACAUUAUAGGUGGAACGUUUGAUGUUUAUUCAAAACAGCAUGGCACCGACGCGACAUAAUGCGGCCGGUAGGGAACAAACGGCUCCGAAGCAUGUUGCGACGCGUGUUGUUUCAAGGAGUGGGGGCACGUGCGUGCUGUGGCAACCCGCUUGCAUGGCAACGGGUCUUUACUUUCUAUGGCGGGCUCCGUGCUUGGUAAGCCAGUCACGAGCCCGGCGUGCGCCCGGGCGCAGCCUGGCUGCCGGCGUCAUGAUACGGGAAACAUAGGUGACACGUCAGCUGCUGUGCACAAGAGGGUCCAGGGCAUGUGGUUGUGGGCGCGCAGGAGUGCAUGCCUUUAUUUGUGGGCGUGCGUGUGGGCGUGCCCGCCCGCUGCGGGGCAGCGUGUGCAGCACAAGUGCCCCGGGGGCUGUGCGGCGCGCCUGCCUCGCCCCGCGGUGUCAAGCUACACUAGGUGGCAUGCAUACACGGCACUCAGCCCGACAUAACUAGCGGUGCCCUGACCACACGGUGGGCGGGCGCCCGGAAGCCCCUCCCGGCGCAGUGCACAUAGACGGGCCCAGCGCGUGUGUGGCGGCCCCACAAAUGCCCCAACCUGCUUGGACUAGGCUGGUGGCCAUAGACGCAUGCCCACAGCAUACUGGCUGGCCAGGGCGCACAUCGCUGGUUCGCGUGUGGGCAUGUCGGCAUGGUUUGCGGGUCCGCAUCUCGGAAUGAGUCGGCCUACCCCCACUUGAAGGUAUCUUGUUUGCGGUCUUUUACAUGAACGUAUAUGCUGAUAGGGAUAUGGAGGAACCGACGCCAGGAAAGUGGCGACUUUUAGCCUGACCUUGCGUGGCUCGCGCGCGGGUCGGUCGCGCUGGAAAGGCGACAACAAUUCAUUGCACCAGCCCCAGGGCCACUUACCCCACACGCAACAAAGAUACACAUUAUAGAUGUAAUAUGAAAUACAC
Messenger RNA from Chlamydomonas reinhardtii, 6710 nucleotides. RefSeq lists its product as uncharacterized. NCBI's taxonomy places the organism in Eukaryota, Viridiplantae, Chlorophyta, Chlorophyceae, Chlamydomonadales, Chlamydomonadaceae. Gene Ontology annotation, biological process: signal transduction; protein phosphorylation. The transcript has 6 exons. Gene Ontology annotation, molecular function: ATP binding; protein kinase activity. The record is from RefSeq and is a predicted model, not a curated record. The coding region runs from base 118 to 4152 and encodes 1344 amino acids. Gene Ontology annotation, cellular component: cytoplasm.